UUUGCAUCGCUUACCACCCUAACCACCUCAACUAAUACACAUCCUUUCUUCCAUACAAAAUGCAUUAGUUGCGAUUAGUUCCAUCCUUUCUCUUUAAAUCAUAUGCUUUCCAUUUUAAGCAAUAAAAGAAAAAAGAAAUUAAACCAUACUGCUGCCAGUUAUGAGUUUCAGUUUCUCCAACUCAUUAUUGCUUCAUAUCAUUCCUCAUCCAAGGUGGCCUCUCCUAUUCUACGCCGCCGCCUGGACCACCAUUCUAACGGUGACCGUCGCCGUCGCCUCGUUCUCGCCCGAGUUGGCUUUUGUUUCCGCCAUCAGCCCCAACUCUUCUUCAUCUCAGGCGUGCCGUGAAGGAGGCUUCCUUAGGUUGCCGCUAGAUAUUCCGUCGGAGGAUUUUUGCCUUCCGGCUCGUUUUUUCAAGCGAUCCAGUAUAGAUAUGCUUGUGCCGCCGGUUUUUGCAGCAGUAAUCGUAGCCUGUUCGGCUUGCGUGGUUAAAGCUAUGGGCUUAUGGGAGGCUGAAGACGAGCACUUCUGAUACAACUGUUGAUGAGUAAUAGUCGAUAAUCCUUAUAU
Molecule: messenger RNA, 570 nt
Organism: Sesamum indicum (sesame)
Lineage: Eukaryota; Viridiplantae; Streptophyta; Magnoliopsida; Lamiales; Pedaliaceae
Product: forkhead box protein G1
Source: RefSeq, a predicted model, not a curated record